UGCGGCCGCCCCGGGGGAGCCGGGGAGGAGCAGGAGGAAGGGCGGCGAGCGCUCGCGGCGCGGCCGCGAGAAGGCCAGCACCGCUGCCGGCGGCGGCGAGGUGCCGGGCUCCGCUCGCCUGCAAACAGCCCCUGCGGUUUGCGGGGCGCGGGGGGGCCCCAGCCGCCCUCCCGCCGCCGGCAGGACAGCGACGGCGACAGGGACCCCUCCUCUCGCUGAGCACCCCGGGGUGCCCCCGCUCCCCGCGCACCGCCGCGGGGAACCACCUGGUGCCGGUUCCUUCCCCUCCUCCGGGGAGGGCCCGAGCCUCUGCAUUGGCUCUGCCGCGUUUCUCCACCAUCGGCUCCCGCUUAAAGGCGAGCGCCGUGCCCGGGCAGGCCGGGGCGACGCGGGCGGCGAGCAUGGGCGUGCUCCGCUGGGUCGCGGCCUGCGCGCUCUGCGCCGCCGUCCGGGGAGAAGACUGCGAGCUCUCCCGCACGGCCCCUCAGUUUGGCUCCAUCUAUCAUGUCAAAGGAGUCAUUAACCUGCCCUACGCCGAGAUCGAGGAGCCCUUUGAAGCCUGGUACAACCUGACGGGAAACAAGAGCCGGAUCCAGUACUACGGGGGGCAGGUCAUAACCUACCAGUUCGGCUCGGCGGGGCCCUACGGGACGCGGUACAAGAUCACGCCGGAAACGACCGAGAAAGAAGUGAACGCGAGGAAAUGCUUCCAGCUGCCGGGCUCCGAGGAGGACGUGGUCAAGGCUCAGAGCGUCUUCCCCAGCAUGGACGGCUUCAGGUUCGUGCGGGAGGAGUAUUCCCGGGGCCGGUACUGCGCCGUGUGGCAGAACGUGACCCGCUGGGCGCAGAAGGAGAACGUCUACACGCUGUGGGUGACGAGCUCGGGCUGCGGCGCGGCGCCCGUCCGCUACGAGAUGCGGGGCUACAACAGCCUCCUGGGCUCCCACUACGACAAGUACGAGAUCGCCUACAGCCACUUCGAGCACAGCUUCCCCGCCUCCGUCCUGGAGCUGCCCGCUAACCAGACGAAGCAGUGCCGGGGCCUGCCGGGGAGCGCGGCGGAGCACCGGGUCCUGGCGAACCCCAUGGAGGACUUGGUGGGACGGGGCCAGCCGUGGGCCCACGAGGCGUUUCACCACUACAGGAGGCGUUUCGGCCGGCGGUACGGCUCGGCGCGCGAGCUGGAGCACCGCCAGCGCCUCUUCGUGCACAACAUGAGGUUCGUGCACUCCAAAAACCGAGCCGCGCUCUCCUACGCGCUGGCGCUGAACCACCUGGCCGACCGCACGCCGCAGGAGCUGGCCGCGCUGCGGGGCCGCCGCCGGAGCCGCGCUCCCAACGGCGGGCGGCCCUUCCCCGCCGAGCGCUACGCCGGCCUCAUCCUGCCCGAGAGCCUCGACUGGCGGCUGUACGGCGCCGUGACGCCCGUGAAGGACCAGGCCGUCUGCGGGUCCUGCUGGAGCUUCGCCACGACGGGUGCCAUGGAGGGUGCCCUCUUCCUCAAGACUGGCGUGCUGACCCCCCUGUCCCAACAAGUCCUCAUCGACUGCUCCUGGGGCUUCGGGAACUACGCGUGCGACGGCGGCGAGGAGUGGCGCGCCUACGAGUGGAUCAAGAAACACGGCGGCAUCGCGAGCACCGAGUCCUACGGCACCUACAAGGGGCAGAAUGGCUUGUGCCACUACAACCAGUCUGAGAUGCUGGGCAAGAUCACGGGCUACGUCAACGUCACCUCGGGGAACAUCACGGCUGUCAAAGCUGCUAUCUACAAGCACGGCCCUGUGGCUGUCAGCAUCGACGCCUCGCACAAGACCUUCUCCUUCUAUUCCAAUGGCAUCUACUAUGAGCCCAAGUGUGCAAACAAGCCAGGUCAGCUGGACCAUGCUGUGCUCGCUGUGGGCUACGGCGUGCUCCAGGGAGAGACCUACUGGCUCAUCAAGAACUCCUGGUCCACAUACUGGGGCAACGACGGCUACAUCCUUAUGUCCAUGAAGGACAACAACUGUGGUGUGGCCACCGAAGCCACUUAUCCCAUCCUGGCCUGAGGGCCACCUCGCAGCCCUCCUGGGGCAGAGUAGUUCCCCUGGUGUGGGGGAAUCCAACCCUUUGGGAGGCCCAACAAGGUGAAGGAAGCUGGAGCUGGGGUGGGGAAGGUGGACGGGACGCUGGGCAAUGCAAUCUGUGUCCCUUAUGGGUUGCAGGCCCUCAUGCUGCAGCCCUGGGGCUUGACAGAGACCCAGCUGUCGACUUGCCAAUAAAAACCCCGGAAAAACA
Rhea pennata is the source of this 2274-nucleotide messenger RNA. Its product is annotated as digestive cysteine proteinase 2-like. Bases 402 to 2045 code for a protein of 547 amino acids. Gene Ontology annotation, biological process: positive regulation of peptidase activity; positive regulation of apoptotic signaling pathway; immune response. NCBI's taxonomy places the organism in Eukaryota, Metazoa, Chordata, Aves, Rheiformes, Rheidae. Gene Ontology annotation, cellular component: lysosome. The record is from RefSeq and is a predicted model, not a curated record. The transcript has 12 exons. Gene Ontology annotation, molecular function: cysteine-type endopeptidase activity; cysteine-type endopeptidase activator activity involved in apoptotic process.